AAGAUUACAAAGACUAAAAAAUGUUUGUGGAUUGACUCUGUGGAUUGAAUUUGGAUUUAAUAUGGUACUCUAAAUCUCUUGAUAUCUUACAUUCAUUACUCUCCCCUAACAAGAAAAAUCUACAAAAACUUUUAUAUUAAAAUAAAAACUCUCUUACGGUCUAGAACUCGUCAAUGAUCAGAACAUUGCAUAACAUUCUAUGAAUCAACCUUUUUUUCAACUGCAAAACAAGCAUGUUGUAAUGCAUUUAAAUAGUAAAAAAAUCAAAGUUUGCCUUGGGUGUAAGCUUAUAUAACAAUCAUCACGAAUACAUCACACAUAAAGGAGGCUAAAUGUAGAAGACUGAAGAGUGACCUCAGAGGAGCGGGAUCCCAGAGAUCAGUGUAGAAUCUGCUCCCCUGCUGUGCUAAUAUUACAACUGAUCCAGGGACAGACAACUGUAUCGAGUCCACUUAUCCCACGAGACAUGAUUUCUCAGCUCUGUAUGUGUGAGGAGGGCCUGCUGGGAGGUGGAUGGGGGCAUAAGUAAUGGAGAGUUAUUAUGUGUUCUUUGCAAAGAGCACAUUGGGCCUGCAUGUCACUGUGGGUACUGCUUUACUUUAAUUCAAUUCAAUUUUAUUUAUAUAGUGCUUUUCACAAUGUGCAUUGUUCCAAAGCAGCUUUACAGGAGCAAAUAAGAAAAUCACAGAAAGGUAAAACACAGCACAGUGCAUGGUGUUUAUAGACCAAGCAAGAUCAUUCUAAUAAAUAAUAUCUAAUAAAUAAAUGAAUAAAUAAAUGCAGUCUCCCAGUGAGCAAGCCAUCACUGCACUGCUGUGAUGACGAACCCAAACUCCAAUGAUGAAUAAAUGGAGUAAAAAAAACCUGGGAGAAACCAGGCUCAGCCGGGAGGGCCAGAUCUCCUCUGACGUGUCAUAGCUGCACUCAGUGACCCCGACCAAAAGCCACCGAGCAAAUGUCCACGAAGAACAGGGAGAGCCCACGAGCCGCGACCCAGGAAGCCCCACCCGCCGAAACCGUGCAGGUCCAACCCAGUCCCAUUCCGCGAUCAACAACAGAGGAACAACCAGGGAAAAAUAGUAAUGGCAUAAUUAACUUUAUUCCUCUGUUGUCCGACAUCGACCACAAAACAAGACCAACCAGACCAGACCCACACAGUCCCAACAAAUGAAACGCCCCAAACCACAACCAACAAGCCCCCUCACUCCCCACAAACACCCACCCAGCAACCUCCAAUCAAAGUCACUGAGUGCAGCUAUAACUUCAAACUGCUGUCAUGUGAUGUAAGUUUAGCAUUAAAUACCAAGUAUUGUAAAUUUAGCAUUAAUGUGACAAGUAGCCCGUCUUUGCUCUUGGUUGGGUAUGGAAUUGUCUGAGCUGGGCUGGUCAGAUGGUCGCUUUUCUCUUGGGUGGUGAUGGAAUUGCUUUUGAUGGAGCUGGGAUGGUCAGUCAGUCCGCAGGCUCUCGCAGGAGGAUGGCACGGGAUUUUAAGAUGUAGCUGGCGUAAUCUCUAGUUGGGGAUGGGCAUAUGACGUUCAUCUGGGCCUGGCGGAAUCUCUCCCUACCUCGGGAUGGGCAUCCCGAGGCGAGGGCAGAAAGAGAAUAAUUAGCAUAGCUGCUGUUCACUUUACUUCCCUCUAUUCAUCUACUUAAUUAGUCUCUGCUGUUGCUUGCUCUUUUAACAUUACAUUAAUGCAUUUGACAGAUGCUUUUAUCCAAAUCUUCGAGUGCAUUUGGGGUACAUACUGUAUAUAGUUGACCAAUAUAGGCUUUAAACCAUGACCUUGGUGUGAUGGGAAGGUAUAUUGGCUAUAACUCUACACAGAGGUCAGUAAGCAAUUUUAUUGCACAUUUUAGCCCCAUUCACUUUAAAGGGGGCGUGAAUUAAAACCACAAUUUUAACCCGAGCUUUUGUUAUAUAAGAGGGAAUCGUAUUCACGCGAACAUCAUGUAAGUGUCAGAACUAAAAACGCCCUUGUUACUGAGAUUUCAUCUGUUAUUGACACCAGGCCGAGCGAACGGCAGGUUCUGGAAUGCACCAUAUCUAUGACGACAUUGAUAGGUUGAACACAGCCUCCAAAAGAAAAAAUAUCAACCACUACUUCUAUAGCCCUGCCCACUGGUUCGCGCAUGACAGAACAGAACACAAGUGGUGCGGAACCAGAUAGCUAGCAAGCAAUAAACAAACAUGUCGUUAAAGAUAGCUAAAGAUUGUGCCAUCCCUGGUUGUGGAAGAACACAGUCGCUGCAUAACCUUCCUUCGGAUUCCGAUAUUAGGUUUAUUUUUAUAUAAGUAUAUUUUUAAAGACGUUCCAGCUCACGUGGGAAAACAUGGAGCGUUUCUUCGUUUCAUUUCUCCGAGGAUUCCUUCGUGAACAAGGCACAGAUCGAAUUAAAAAGCAAAAAAAGUGCUGUCAGUGCCAUCAAUAUUGGAUCCGAUAGGAAUGGCGCAGCAAUCUUAUGUGAGUAAAACAUAUUUGUCACUAUUGCUUUGUUAGAGAUCGCUUGAUAUGCCCUGAUAGUAUUACCUGGGGAGCUCUAGUCAUUUGUAAUAAUUGUAAUCGUCAUCUCUGUGAUUUGGCAGGCUCAUAUAUAAUUUUUCAUGGUUUUAUCCACCGUUUGUGAAUAAUGGAGGCUGUUUUGAAGUGUUUUGGUAUUAUUUCGGGUGCUGGGUCCUAUCCAUAAGUUACCGGGAGUCUCACGUUUGUUUAUUUAUCAUGGAAACUCUCGUAACAUUUGAGACCCGCGAUCGUGGUGAUCUUUUGUCUGGUUCGGGAUCACUGGUCUCAAAUGCUGACAGGUACGGUCAUACAGUAUAUCAUUAAACGCAAUACAAGUGUAGGCUAUACAAACUAUACUCAAAGCCUUGCCAUCACAUCCGGGAAAUAAGUCUGACUAUCUAUUAUCUAUCUAUUGUUUUUUAUUCAAAGAAGCUCCCUUUUGUUUAUGUCUUGUCCUCUCCAAUAUGGCAGCAUUGUUGAACCCAUAACAGCAACAGGCCAAAGCCUUCAAUGCGGUGUCUAUUUAUGUCUGUGACUGCAUGUACCCUUUGUUAACAGACUUCUGAAAUGGUUCUUUGUGACGAGAGAAAUCAUAAAAAAUGGUAUCCUUUUCCCAAAGUGCCCGGCGACGGCACAAAAACACAGUUUUAAAUUUGACCAAAAUGUGCUUGAAAAGUCCUUGAAAGUCCUUGAAUUUGGUGUUGAUGAAAGUGUGGGAACCCUGUGAAAAGGUCAGCGGUUAAAACCGCUUAGGUGUUAGAAAUGUAAAGGGUGUGAAGCCUUCCCCAUGUAUAUGUUUGUAAAUGGGGGGAAACAGAUGUCAACUGCCAUAAACUCGAGAUGCUAUCUCCAGGGUGGUUAAAGGUGUUGUUUCCAUAGUAUUCUGUGUUUUGUUUAGGUAAGAAAUAUAUGGCAGGAUGUGUGGUGCCCAAAUAAGGGAUGUAUAUCCUGGCACAUGACUCCUUUGUACGGAGACCCUAUAAAAGGGGAACUCAGAUGUUGAACGAGGCCGAACCUCGUGGUGAAGACUUUUCGAUGUUGCUUUAUGUUAAGUUUGUAUGAUUACUUCUGAUGAUUUGUUAUUAAACCGAAGCCAUUCAUUAUGGUGAUGCGAUCUACCUCUUUUAACAAGUCUCUGUGUGAAGUGAUUACAAAUAUAAUUAUUGGUUCAACCUGAAUGAAAAUCCAACGAUCUAGCCCAGUGACCGAACUUCUGAGUUCAACCGGACACCGCCCCGUAGGACGACUCCUGACAGCGCACGCCAUCUGUAGAAAGCUUGCGUGGACCUCGAAGGACUCUAUCUGUAAAUCAAAGCCAUGGGGAAGGAUUACUAUAAGAUCCUAGGCAUUCCGUCAGGCUCUAAUGAAGAUGAAAUCAAAAAGGCCUACAGGAAAAUGGCACUGAAGUUUCAUCCAGACAAAAACAAGGAUCCUAACGCUGAAGAGAAGUUCAAGGAGAUAGCUGAGGCUUAUGAGGUUCUGAGUGACCCAAAGAAGAGAGUCAUUUAUGACCAAUACGGGGAGGAUGGUUUGAAAACAGGUGGGACAGGCUCCUCAAGUGGCCAAGGGACUACGUAUCACUACACCUUCCACGGAGACCCACAUGCCACCUUUGCUUCUUUCUUUGGAGGCUCCAACCCUUUUGAUAUUUUCUUUGGCCCUGGGCGUCAGCGAGGAAACACAAAUGGCUUUACAGAUCACGCCGAUCAUGACAUGGACAUUGACAUGGAUGGAGACGACGAUCCAUUCAGUUCCUUCAGCCACUUUGGCUUCAACGGCAUCAACGGUUUUCAUCAUGGUGGAGGUCGAAGGCAUCGUACAGAGCCUUUGCAUGGUGGCAGGAGGAAAGUACAGGACCCUCCGGUGGUACACGAGCUUAAAGUGUCCCUGGAGGAGAUCUUCCACGGAUGUACCAAGAGGAUGCGAAUCACUCGGCGACGACUGAACCCAGACAGAAGGACAAUGAGAACAGAGGACAAGAUCCUUAACAUUGUCAUUAAGAGAGGUUGGAAGGAGGGGACCAAGAUCACUUUUCCCAAAGAGAGUGAUGAGACGCCGGAGAACAUUCCUGCUGAUAUUGCAUUUGUGCUUAAAGACAAGGGCCACCCACUUUUCAAAAGAGAUGGCUCCAACAUGAUUUACACAGUCAAGAUCAGUCUUAAGGAGGCGUUAUGUGGCUGCACAGUGAACAUUCCCACCAUUGACAACCGAAUGAUCACAUUGCCCUGCAGCGAUAUCAUCAAACCAGGUACAGUGAAGAGACUGCGUGGAGAAGGUCUGCCUUUCCCAAAAAACCCAUCACAGCGCGGGGAUUUAAUAGUGGAGUUCCAGGUGCGGUUCCCAGACAGAAUACCACCCCAGUCCAGAGAGAUCAUCAAACAGCAUCUACCCCAGUCUUAGAUGAAAUUCUGUGGAUUCCCUUCAAUACUCACUCCCUCUGUCCCCCAAAAUGAUGACACUGAAUUCGAAAAGUGUCUAAUAUGUCAAAACGGACCAGGAGCUGAUUUGAUACUUUGUUACACUUUUAAUUUAUUAUAAUGUUCUCUGAAAAAGUGGAACAGCGACUUAAAGUGGUUUGUUAAGCUGUGGCCAGCAGCUUUUAUCCAGGACAUUUUUUUAUUUUUAGGAAUAAUCACAUUGUUUCCUUUCUGUUGAAAGCAAAAGGAUACAAGAAAGACAAAAUGACUCAUUUGUUGGGUGAAAGGUUGAUAUUUUUGGCUCUGUGUUUGGGAUGGACAAUCCAACGAUCACAUGUUAUUUAUUCUGGAUUUGGAUCUUCAUUGUUUUGUAGCUGAUUAAAGUCCUUUCCAUUGUAAUAUCUAUAAACUCAUUGAAGUAUGUAAAUUAAAAACUAAAGUGUUGUUUUGGGGAUACAUGAGCACCAGCAUAGCAUAACUUGUUUGAUAACUACUACUUGAUAGAUUUCCUCUCCCUGACCCACCUCAGCAGUCUACAGGUGCUUUUUUAGUCACUUUUGUAGUACCAGGUGCUGCCAUUUUCUCAAAGAUUUUGAGAUCACAGAAAUGUUGAGUGCCUUAAUGUGGCUCAAAUCAACCUCUUAAUUUCAUUAAGUUGUAAUGUUACAAGUGUGUAGUAUUACAACUCAAACUGUAAUGAGAUUUUUUUAUUGCUUUUAGGUUCCCCUCAAUAAUGUAAUGUAGUAGCCAUCUUUAUGGGGAUAAUUGACCCCAAAAUACAAAAAUCUGUCAUUUGCUGUUAUUUCUUAUGGCUCUGUAAACAUGAUGAUGUUUUAGCCUCAAAUGUCUAGACAAUUUUUUCAUACUUUGUACUGAAAAGGUACUGUAACAUCAGAGUUGUUCACAUGACUCCAGUCUUCAGGCCCUCUCUUGAAGCCAUACAAUAUCUGUGUGUGGACCGAAAUUAAAAUUGUUAUUCAAGAUAUUGAGGACUUCGUGUCUCACAUUUCACAAAACUCUUAGAGAGAGAGAGAGAGCACACUUGACUCAGCAUAAGCAGAAUAUAGUUGUCAUAUUUUGCCCCAAAUUUGUCUCAAAUGGUACAAAUUGUAUUGUGUUUCUUCUAGAUAACUAAAAGAACUCUGUAUCAACCUUCUUCAGUGCCACUGUAUGAUCAGGUCUGUUCCUCCAGCAAUGCUAUUGUAUGUCUUAAGAAGACUUGAAAUAUUAAUAUAUUUAUAUCUAUAUUACAUACAGUAUUAAUAUAAAUCAUGUCAUAUGGGCUACUUUUUCAGUACUUUUGUUUACCUUCUGAAAUGUUACAGCAGCCACAAUGAGUAUUCAGCAGAAUUGUUUUUUUUUUAGAUUAACUUCCUUUGAAUAGCUAUUAAAGAAGCUCUCAAAUUUGCAUACACACCACCCCAUGUCAGAGAACGCAACAGUAGAGAGAAUGGUCUUUGCUGUUGAAUAAGCACAGCUACAAUUAUCAAUUGUUUUAUAAACGUGUAACAAAGGACUGAUUUACAGUUUCAUAAUUUCCAGCUUUUUAAAUACGACACUUUCAAUAUACUGUAUUUACACUUAGUCUCUUGUAUUUUAGUGGCAAAUACUCAUAUUUCAGUAGAUUUGUGAUGUACUAUUCUGUUUGAAAAACAAAUUUUUCUAUGGAUAAACUGUAAUUUGCCUUUUCCAAGGAGGCACCCGGGUAUCGCCUAUACAAUCACAACUGAUUCCCUAAACAUUGAAAUUUUAUCAUUACUGUGUUUGCCAAAAAGUCUCAAGUAGGGGAAAGGUGUUUUUAUGACAUUGGGCUGAUUUGUUAUGUCCUUGAUUCUUAUACCAUUGUACACACAGGGCUUUUAAAGGUUUGGGCACUUUUGUUUGAAUAAGAAUGUCAGAUUUGAAAUGUCUCAUUUUUGUCACUGUCCAUCAUGUGUACUGUAUGAGAAAGUAUUGAAUCCAGCUCAGUCCCCACAGUAAGGAUAAAGUGAUGCCGAAAGCAAACAGUGUGUUAGUUUAUUGUGAUUCUAACACUUCUGUGCUGACAAUGGAAUACAUUGUAUGAAUGCCAUUGGAAUCUUCCAUGUAACAGUAUAUUUUUAGGGUCUUUAUAAAAAGUUUACAAGAAUGAGAAAUAAACCAAAUAUCUUGACAAAAAAAAGAUAAUAAGGCGUGUUGUGUUUCAGGCUGAACAAAAUAUCGACCUCACACUGUCAGCUGUAAAAAAAAGG
Triplophysa rosa is the source of this 7149-nucleotide messenger RNA. It is a transcript of the gene dnajb5, whose product is annotated as DnaJ heat shock protein family (Hsp40) member B5. Gene Ontology annotation, cellular component: cytosol. NCBI's taxonomy places the organism in Eukaryota, Metazoa, Chordata, Actinopteri, Cypriniformes, Nemacheilidae. The transcript is spliced from 4 exons. Gene Ontology annotation, biological process: negative regulation of transcription by RNA polymerase II. Bases 3819 to 4901 code for a protein of 360 amino acids. The record is from RefSeq and is a predicted model, not a curated record. Gene Ontology annotation, molecular function: protein-folding chaperone binding.